Cylindrotheca closterium is the source of this 1539-nucleotide messenger RNA. The record is from the annotation of a GenBank genome assembly. NCBI's taxonomy places the organism in Eukaryota, Bacillariophyta, Bacillariophyceae, Bacillariales, Bacillariaceae.
AUGGGCAAGAAAAAAUCAGCUGCACAAAUUCGACGCAUGCAGGAGCGUGCUUCCAAGCGUGGAGAAACGUAUGAAAACGUGACUCCUCCUGCUCCCACAGAACAAGAGGAAGAUGAGACUACCAAAGAUGAAAAUCCUGUGGAAGAAGGAAAAGAGACGACCACAACACCCCAGCAUGACGAAAGUGCCAAGGAUGGUCUAGAUUCAGCCGAAUUUCAAAAGCGGACAGAAGCGGCAAUCCGAUUGGUGAAGGAAUUGAAGGAUAUUGAAACCAAUGAAGAAAUGAAAGCCAAAGAUCGACGAUCUGCCAAACGAAAGGCGGAAGCGAUUGUCUCGGAAGAAAUCGGUAUGCCAGUAGAAGAACUAAUUCAGUGGUAUGAGAAGAAUAAGCAAGAGGAUUCGGGAUCAAACAAAGCAGAUGCUGUGGAUCCCAAACUCGAAGCCAAAAGGAAAGCCGCCAUGAAGCUGAAAAAGGCAUUGGAGGAGCUUGAAACCAAUGACGAACUCAAAGCCAAAGAUCGUCGAUCCGCCAAACGAAAGGCGGAAGCCAUUGCUACUGAAGAGACUGAGAUGGCCCCAGAAGCCUUGCUCGAAUGGUGGGAUAAGGAAUCCAAAAAGAUGGGCAAGUCAAAGGACAAAAACUCGAAAGAGAAAAAGAACGACCGAGAUCCCUACAUUGCCUUCAUCGGCCAACUAUCCUUCGACACUACCUCGGAAGAGCUCAUGGAACAUAUUCGAUCCCAACUACAAACCGACUUUCCAAAAGUCCGCAAACAUGAUAUCAAGAUUCGCAUGUUGACCGACUCGAAAACCAAAAAGUCACGGGGAAUGGCCUUUUGUGAGGUGGACGAUCCCGAAAUACUGUAUGGCUUGUUGAAACUACACCAAACCUUUUUGAAAGGUCGUCGAAUCAAUGUCGAACGUAGUGCCGGAGGCAGCAAGAAUUCCACCAAACGGCAAACCAAAAUCAAGCAGUACCGCAAGGAACAGGAAGAGUAUUUUGCGGAAGUCAUGGACAGCAUCUUGGGAGAAUACAAAAAGACGGGAGAACUUCGGGAGGAUGAAUUGGACGAGGGUGUCAUUGCCCUGUGUAAGCGGCAUUCUGGACCCGUGGUCCGUGCCGCAGUGGCCAAGUACAUUGAAGGAAGUGGCCGCGACAUGGACAAUCCAAGUGCCUAUCUUACCUUUUUGAUUACUAAGUUUGCCGAGGAGGGAGUCUACGAGGAUGACGGUGAUAAGAAUAUGAAUAAGCACAAUCAAGGGCCACGAAAGAAGCGAAAGCCCGACGAUCGUCAGAGCAGUGGCCCUUCGUCUGGAGGAGGACGAGGAGGUAGGGGUGGACGAGGAGGAAGGGGUGGACGAGGCGGACGAGGAGGUGGACGUGGAGGAGGCCGAGGAGGAGGACCAUCGAAACGAUUCAAGUCGUCCUCCGAGUUUGCAAAAUCUGGAAUUGAUAUGUCAAAUAGCGAAGGCGGCUCCUCCAAUAAGCUUUCCAACAUAUUUCCGUCGGCCAGAAGAGGACGCGGUUACAUGAUGUAA